AUGGCAUCGACUUACAGACCUCUUGAAGCGAUCCAGCUUCUGCGACCGACUUUCCGCACAGCGCGCUUCCCGCCUCCGUCUAGAGUCGCGCACAUCGCACCGUUUUCUACCACAUAUUCAGCACAUGCGACCCAUAGCUCAACGACGGCUAGCCCUCCACCGUCUCCCCGGCCUGCGCGGAGGACCGUGACCGUCACCAAUGACACAGGCGCCGUGCGAUGGAGCGACCUGAGCCUUGGAGAAAAGGCCGCGCGGACGACGCAACAGUCCUUCAACUUCGUCGUCAUCGCCGUGGGCGUUGUAUUAACCGGCGCAGUAUCCUACUACAUCUACACCGAAAUCCUCUCCCCCUCGUCCAAAACCUCCCACUUCAACCGCGCCGUCACGCGCAUCCGCGCGCACCCCGAAUGCAUAUCCCUACUCGGCGGCCCGGGGCCCCAAAUCUCUGCCUACGGCGAGCCCUCCUUCUCUCGCUGGGCGCGGAACCGGUUUAUUGCUUCCACUUCCGAGACGGAUAGAUGGGGCACGGAGCAUAUGCGGUUUAAAUUCUAUGUGGAGGGGAGUAGGAAUCAAGGGGUUGUGAAUGUGCAUUUGACGAGGAGGCCCGGGCAGGAGGAGUGGGAGUACCAGAGUAUGGUGUGUGAUGUUAAAGGGGAGAAGAGGGUGGUUGUUGAACAGAAGGAGGAGGUGGGGAGGGCGAAGGGGCAGGGACCGAAGAUCUUUGGCGCCAGGUGGUGGUAG
Westerdykella ornata is the source of this 741-nucleotide messenger RNA. Its product is annotated as TIM21-domain-containing protein. Bases 1 to 741 code for a protein of 246 amino acids. NCBI's taxonomy places the organism in Eukaryota, Fungi, Ascomycota, Dothideomycetes, Pleosporales, Sporormiaceae. Gene Ontology annotation, cellular component: TIM23 mitochondrial import inner membrane translocase complex. The transcript is spliced from 2 exons. Gene Ontology annotation, biological process: protein import into mitochondrial matrix. The record is from RefSeq and is a predicted model, not a curated record.